AUGUCUGAUCAAUCAAACAAACAGUCUACCACAGAACAAUCAGGUCUGCAACAAAACGAUCUGGAGAAGAAAAUUGACAAGGAUUCCAUGUUGGUUGAAAUAGGAGGUGAAAAGGUUCCAUACAAGGAUAUUCGCUGGCCACAUCAUGUUGUCCUUAAACCAGAAUCACACAUGGCAAAACAAGAUCCCUAUAGCUUUCCAAAAGUAGAACCGGAUGCGAAGAAGAGAGAAGAAGAACUUGAGGCCGCUCGUGCCAAAAAUCAUGAACUGAAGUGA
This is a messenger RNA of Priceomyces carsonii, 276 nucleotides long. RefSeq names its product Asr3p (gene ASR3). The transcript has a single exon. The record is from RefSeq and is a predicted model, not a curated record. NCBI's taxonomy places the organism in Eukaryota, Fungi, Ascomycota, Pichiomycetes, Serinales, Debaryomycetaceae. Bases 1 to 276 code for a protein of 91 amino acids.